GGGACCAGGCAGUUAAAUCAGAACAGAUUGCAAGUAGUACUGGAUAUUCAUCGGAGAAAGAACUGGGUAUAAAUUUAGUUCAACUCCAGCUUUUCGGAGUUCCAGCAUCGAAACCUGUUAUUUUUCAUGAAUCACAUGGCCUAACCCAUGUGGACGUGGAAGAAAGAGAAAAUACAAUUAUUGUACCAGCAUUCAUUAUCAUGGGAAUGCUAAGACCUCACGGUCUUGUCUUAGCUAAGAAAUUCGAUAAGCCUAAGACAUUUGCUCG
Dovyalis caffra is the source of this 268-nucleotide messenger RNA. NCBI's taxonomy places the organism in Eukaryota, Viridiplantae, Streptophyta, Magnoliopsida, Malpighiales, Salicaceae. The record is from the annotation of a GenBank genome assembly.